UUCUUAUGCCUCGCACAAUGUCCACCAGUCUUCAAUGUUUACUCGACUGAGUCACCAUACCCGCACAUUGUGAAGACUAAGCUCCCCCAUAACUAUAGCUCUGCCCACUCUCCUCGACUUCUCCCCACAAUCUUUUCAACACGGCUGUCUUUCGGGUACAUCAUAAACCCCGAGGUUCAAAACAAGCUUAGAAAUACAACACAAGGCAACAAGUCUCUAAAAAACGCAAGAUGGCAACCACCGUUCUCCCCCUCCACGACCUCAACCCCCACCAAGGUCCACUCAACAUCCCUCCAACACUCCCACCACGCCCACCAGCAGCGUCCCGUCUCAAGAACUCCAUCAAAAGCCUCUGGGCCAAUGAAACUUUCAGGUCCUGGGGAAUUCCCCUUGUCGGAGGGGCGCUUAUUAUUGCGAUGUUCGUGGUUGCGGUAUGGGGCGGAGCAGAAUUCGGUAAACGUCACCCAGAACGUAGUUUUCUCUAUGAACCCCUAUGGGAAGCGGACCCACACGUCACGACAACUGUAGAGGUUGUCAAGCAGGCUGUCCGGACAGGGUUCACCACUGUUUGGACGCAGGUCGAGGCUGGGAAGAUGGCGAGUAAGACUGGUGGGGAGGGACCGAGAGCUACAUUGUAG
Molecule: messenger RNA, 638 nt
Organism: Periconia digitata
Lineage: Eukaryota; Fungi; Ascomycota; Dothideomycetes; Pleosporales; Periconiaceae
Source: the annotation of a GenBank genome assembly